Molecule: messenger RNA, 1153 nt
Organism: Erinaceus europaeus (western European hedgehog)
Lineage: Eukaryota; Metazoa; Chordata; Mammalia; Eulipotyphla; Erinaceidae
Gene: GAR1
Product: GAR1 ribonucleoprotein
Exons: 6
Coding region: 163-849 (228 amino acids)
Biological process (GO): ribosome biogenesis; snoRNA guided rRNA pseudouridine synthesis
Cellular component (GO): box H/ACA snoRNP complex
Molecular function (GO): box H/ACA snoRNA binding
Source: RefSeq, a predicted model, not a curated record
GAGGCCGCGUAGGCUCAGGGCGGCAGAAGCGCCGGGCGGGUGGGCGUGCUCCGCCUUCCGGUGGGCGCACGUGGCGCCGGCGAGUGUCUGCUGAGGGCAGCCGGGAUCUGGGGGGGGGUUCGGGGAGCGUGAGCCGCGCUCUCUCUGCGGGUCGGAGCCAGCAUGUCUUUCCGAGGCGGCGGUCGCGGCGGAUUUAAUAACCGAGGUGGCGGCGGCGGCUUCCAUCGCGGCGGCAGCAACAACAACCAUUUCCGAGGCGGCGGCGGCGGCUUCAGGGGCGGCGGCGGCGGCGGCGGCUUCAGGGGAGGCGGCGGCGGCGGUGGCCGAGGCGGAUUCGGACGAGGGGGUGGCCGCGGGGGCUUCAGCAAAGGCCAGGACUUCGGGCCCCCGGAGCACGUCGUGUUGUUAGGAGAGUUCAUGCAUCCCUGUGAAGAUGACAUAGUUUGUAAAUGUACAACAGAGGAAAAUAAAGUGCCUUACUUCAACGCUCCAGUUUACUUAGAAAACAAGGAACAAAUUGGAAAAGUGGAUGAAAUAUUUGGACAACUUAGAGAUUUUUACUUUUCAGUUAAGCUGUCAGAAAACAUGAAAGCAUCUUCUUUCAAAAAACUACAGAAGUUUUACAUAGACCCCUAUAAGCUCUUGCCACUGCAGAGGUUUUUACCUCGACCACCAGGUGAGAAGGCACCACCUAGAGGGGGAGGAAGAGGAGGCAGAGGAGGAGGACGAGGAGGAGGAGGAGGCCGAGGAGGUACCAGAGGCGGGAGAGGCGGUGGUUUUAGAGGAGGAAGAGGAGGCGGAGGCUUCAGAGGAGGAAGAGGGGGUGGUUUCAGAGGGAGAGGACAUUAAGCAUAACAGUGGACAGAAACUGCAGUCGGCUCCUGCACUAGUAAAACGGUGUGCUUCUAUGGAUUGGAGGCUUGUUUCUUCAGCAAGUCUGGAAGAAUGGUCCAUUUAUGGCAGCGGAAAAGAAAAAAAAAGUCAACAUUGUGCAAAAAGUAGGCACAACAGAAUAGGCCAUUUUGCUCUAAAAGAGCAGACACAAGUGUACUCAUGUUUUGUAUACCUAGAACUCUGGGUGUUUAAUGAUAGUUUUAAAACAUUUGAAGCAUAUUUGAGUUUUCUUUAAUAAAAUACUUUAUUCUUUAAGUUA